Molecule: messenger RNA, 741 nt
Organism: Panicum virgatum (switchgrass)
Lineage: Eukaryota; Viridiplantae; Streptophyta; Magnoliopsida; Poales; Poaceae
Product: heavy metal-associated isoprenylated plant protein 39-like
Exons: 3
Coding region: 199-486 (95 amino acids)
Molecular function (GO): metal ion binding
Source: RefSeq, a predicted model, not a curated record
AGGCCACUAGCCAAUACUCUUGCCGGGCUCCCGGCCCGCGCGCUGUUCACAUUAAUAUUUCUGCCAAGAAAGGAAAACCUCAGCUCAUCUCAUCUCAUCUAUCUAGAGUUGAACCUGAGCAAGCAAGCAGCCAGCAGCCUCUCCUCGAUCUGGUGUUCAUAUGGCUCAGCGCAGAAGGUGGUGCUCCGAGUCCCGGCCAUGACCGACGACAAGACGAAGCAGAAAGCCAUGGAAGCCGUAGCAGAAAUCUACGGCAUCGACUCGAUCGCAGCAGACCUCAAGGACAACAAGAUGACAGUGAUCGGCGACAUGGACACGGUGGCCAUCGCCAAGAAGCUCAAGAAGCUGGGGAAGAUCGACAUCGUCUCGGUGGGCCCCGCCAAGGAGGAGAAGAAGCCGGAGAAGAAGGACGAGAAGAAAGAGGAGAAGAAGGAUGAGAAUAGUAAGAAGCCGACGGAGGGGGAGAAGCAGAAGGACAAGAAGUGAAGAAGGGAGGGAGAAAAACUCUCGAUCGGUCUGAAUAUAAUGAAGGAAGCCAAGGGGAUCACGUAUGCAAGAGCACCGUAUCCGGCGAAAAUAUAUCUUUUUUAUUUUACAAAAAUUUAUCUUGACUAGUUUGUUUCAGCUGAGACGUACUCCUACUCCUACCUGAGAGUGAGAGCUGAUCUCUGUGUGUCCCCGUUAUUAUUGUUGCCGAUCGAAUCGCUUUGCCCCAAGAAAUCCAGAUGUUUACGCUCGCUA